Molecule: messenger RNA, 1078 nt
Organism: Rhinichthys klamathensis goyatoka
Lineage: Eukaryota; Metazoa; Chordata; Actinopteri; Cypriniformes; Leuciscidae
Gene: havcr1
Product: hepatitis A virus cellular receptor 1
Exons: 9
Coding region: 51-1019 (322 amino acids)
Source: RefSeq, a predicted model, not a curated record
AGAGAGGAGGUAGUCUGGAGCAUUGCUUUCAGGGAGAAAACCUUUCCAUCAUGACUGAUCUUCACAGCUGGUUCUUUACAUCCUGGAUUAUUUGUUAUCUGACGAUUUGUAAAUGCAGCGACGUCAUCGUGCAGAGUUUCGAGGGUGAGAGUGUCACUUUGCCAUGCAAAUAUGACAGCAGAUACCAUGGAAAAUGUGAAAUAUGCUGGAUAAGAGGAGACAUUCCCACAAUGGGUUGUGGUGAUGAAAUUAUUGGAAGCGAUGGGGAUAAAGUGGUGAGGAGAAUAUCUAAGAGAUACCAGCUGGAUGGAGAAAUAUCGCAUGGAGACGUGUCUCUGACAAUCCUUAACAUAAAAAAAAAAGACUCUGGCAAAUAUGGAUGCCGUAUACAUGUUCCUGGAUGGUUUAAUGACAAGAUGUAUUACGUUCAUUUGAUUGUUGAUGACGCACUUAUUCCAACAACAUGGGAAACUACAUCCCCGUCGAGCAGCAUAUCUGAGCAUGAAAUCACAGGAGUAUUCACCACUGUCAUGGCAGAGGCACCUGGUCCAACCACACAAGAGCCUUUGGUAACCCCUAGUUCUGGGCUUAUAACCCCUGAAUCACAGACCACUGAAACAUCAGGAGAAACGAAUAAAACACACGAGACUUCUUCAUUCGUCAGUUCUUCAAAUGCUCCUGAGAGCAGCACUUCUGGACUGUGGAACUCCAGCACAACAUACGCAGAAACCUCAGUUAAGUAUCCUAAUUCGUCCUCUGUGGAACACAAAGAGAGUGUAAAUAAAUCUGCAGUUAUUGUGCCUGUCCUCCUGUUACUGUUGGCUUUGAUAGUCAUUGCUGGCAUUCUGUUAUGGAAGCAAAAGAAGAAAACCAGAGCUGCGUUAGACAUAACCCAGAACUCCGAGAACUCUGUCAUCUACAGUAACUCUGGCAGCAGUGUGGGCCUGUACAACAGAGAGAUGGCUACGGAAAACAUCUAUCAAAUACAGACUGAAAAUGAAUAUGAACAGUGGCAUUAAUAUCUCAGCAAAUUCACAUUUACUAUUAACGUUUAAGUUGAUCAGUGUGGAGUCUGUUU